CCUAGUUCAGAAGUUGCUAUUCGUAGGCAGUCGUCGCGAUUAUAUAUGUAUGUAUAUGUACAUAUCAUGCAUACAUGCAACACGAAUGAGACUAAUAAACGUAGCAUGGUUUUUUCAAAGAAACUUUAAAGCCACAGAUGAUUCUAAAAAGGGAAUAAAUUAAGAUCUGAAAAGGAUAAACGUAAAUAAUUCAAGUAUCUCUGUCUUCAGUGUUCAAGAGCAAUCAGAGCACAGGCGAUUUUAUGUAUACCUAAUAAAAUCGUACAGACAACAUAUCUGAAAUAUAUUUUAGAGUUUCAAGACUAUUCAAGAAAAAAUGUCCGAAGUGUCAGAUUGGUUCAAGAGCCUUCCAAUAUUCACUAGAUAUUGGUUUUCUUUGACAAUAGCCUUUUCAUUGAUUGGACGGUUUGGAAUAAUCAGUGUACUCAAUUUAAUUCUUCUCUACGAACCCUUCAUUUACAAUUUUGAAAUAUGGAGAGCUGUUACAAGUACCUUUUACUAUCCAACAAGUUUUCACUUGCUCAUGAACUUGUACUUCCUUUACAAUUACUCGCUAAGACUGGAAACUAGAGAAUUUGAGGGAAGACCUGCAGAUUACUUUUAUCUUCUGUUAUUUAAUUGGGUCUUCUGUUUGACUGGUGGAUUAUUGCUUGGUUUUCGCAUAUUGAUGGUCUCUUUGCUUCUUAGUGUGAUAUACAUUUGGUGUCAACUAAACAAAGAUGCUAUAGUGCAAUUUUGGUUUGGGGUUCAAUUUAAAGCAAUGUAUUUGCCAUGGAUCCUUUUUGCAAUGAGUUUCAUUAUGGAUCAUGAUGGAUUACCAGAGCUUGUUGGAAUAUUGAGUGGCCACCUGUACUUCUUCUUAAAAUUUAAAUAUCCUCAAGAAUUUGGAGGCCCAAGCUUACUCAAUACUCCAGCUCUCUUAGAAUACUAUUUUCCUCCAAGAGUUAGCAAUGUGAGAGGUUUUGGAUCAGCGCCACAACAGAGUGCUGGACCUAUACCAAGAGGUCAUAAUUGGGGACGUGGUAAUGUGUUAGGACAAUAAUUGCGAGACAAGAAGACUAGGUUGAAAUAUGAAAGUAAUUUUUCAAAAUUAUGUUGAAUAGUUUGAUAUUUCAAUCAGUGAACAAAUUGCAUUUUGUAAUAAUUGUCUUAUAAAUAUAUGAAUGGGUUGAAAAGUAUUUGAUAUUAUUGCAACAAAUAUUUAUGUAUAAGUGUAAUACUUUAUAAGUAAUAAGAGUAUUCACAAAUAUAAAUGGAUACAUUUGCUUUUGUACAAAUUUUGAAGAUGCCGUAUUCUAUUUACAGCAACUAUUAUCUUACUAUUAAAUUGAUUUUGUUUGUAAAAAAAUAUAUAGGUAGCACAUCUAUACAUACAGCACUAUAACUUGU
Messenger RNA from Phymastichus coffea, 1389 nucleotides. It is a transcript of the gene Der-1, whose product is annotated as derlin-1. The transcript has 2 exons. Lineage: Eukaryota; Metazoa; Arthropoda; Insecta; Hymenoptera; Eulophidae. Gene Ontology annotation, biological process: endoplasmic reticulum unfolded protein response. Bases 317 to 1042 code for a protein of 241 amino acids. The record is from RefSeq and is a predicted model, not a curated record. Gene Ontology annotation, cellular component: Hrd1p ubiquitin ligase ERAD-L complex; endoplasmic reticulum membrane. Gene Ontology annotation, molecular function: misfolded protein binding; ubiquitin-specific protease binding.